AUGGACAAGUCAAUGGCCUUGGACCUGACCCGGGAGGUGUCUGCUCCGUCAGACUCUGUUGGCGUUCCGGCGAAGGAGUACACUUUAGAUAUCCCACGAUUGCCGAGUGUGGAACUUCCUUUGAAGGUGUCAGGAUCGCAGGAGAGUGUAGUCAAGGCCGUCCAGAUGUGUGGGGGGCUCACCAAGGUCAAAAAAGCUCUGAAUGCGCAUAAAGAUACCCCGGAGGGCUUAGAGCUUCGUUUGAAUGACGACAACAAACGCGAUGGCCCGAACACCUUUUUUAACGAGCAUCCGAUCAUUGGACGACUUGUACCGCAACGGGACGAAUCCAUCGUCAUGAAGGUCUCACUUCCGCAAGGAACGCUUCAGGCGUGCGGUGGAAACCUCCAGAAGGCAAUUGCUUCGGUGCCGCCAAACAAGUCUAAGAUUGUUCCUGUAGGAAUUGUGAAUAACACCAUCCGAUUCCGGGAGAUGUCAGAUUUUCAAGUACGAAUUGACAAUGUGCCGUCUGCGUGCGAGUUCAACGAGAGCCUCGGGUCUCUGGAGUGGGAACGCAUUCAGCAGUAUGUUCAGAGCAUCCCGGACCAGGACACCAGACCCUUUGAGAAUAUAAACAAUCUCGUAGUAGAUCGUACCUCGCAAAUUCCAAGCUCAGACUUUCAACUACCUCCUCCUCCACGAUUUUCGAUGGUCAACAUUCCCUUCGUUUACAGAUUUCGCGCCAAUCCCUACGCUACGAAAUCCUCGAGCGGUGAGUCUACCGUACGGGGCACGUAUCUCAAAAACUAUCAGCAACUUGUGCACAGCUUUGGCGAUGAAGCAGAAAUUCCGUUAGCUGCACACCCAUCGUUGCAAGAGGACUACCAGAAAGCGCAAGAAACUGGCGUAUAUCCGGGAAGCAAUAAAGACUCCAAAUUUUACGAAAAACUGGACCAAUGCCUAUCUAUUUUGCAUGAAGCAUUUGCAAAACGUCCAAUAUGGGUCAAGCGUCACAUUGAUGGGCUCAUACCGCAAGACCUCCAUGUAUCUCUGAAAAUCGCUUUAUCGUUGGUAUCAUAUCGAUUUACAAAAGGUCCUUGGAGAAACACAUACAUCAAAUUUGGUGUUGAUCCCAGAACUUCUGCAGAAUAUGCGAAAUAUCAAACAGAAUAUUUCAAGGUCGAAGGUAAGCUUCAAAAAUCUUUGCUGGCGGCCAAAAACAUACCGCAGCCGCCAGCAAAGUACUACGUGAGCAACAAGCCUGGGGACAUCGAUAGUCGAUUUUAUUUUGACGGUGCACAAGUACCUUGGUACCUUAUGCUGCAGAUCGACCUUCUUUCUCAUGAGCCUAACAUCGCAGAGGUUUGUGCCUCGGUAACCUAUUUGAAAAAGCCUACCGAACUGACCGGAUGGUUUCAAGAGCUCGACUUGACCAAGAUACGGAAAAUUGUCAAGUAUGAACUGGGUUGUCUUGUCCAGGGCAAUACCCAAUUCAGUGAGUAUAAGCUCAAGUUUUUCAAAAGCAUGCUUUACACAAAGGAGUCUAUGAUGAACAAGGAAUCGAGUGCUGACGCGGACGGUGAUGUGUCGAUGGCAGACUUUGAAGAUGUAGGUGGAAAAAUUGACAAAGCCCAAACCAAGGAGCAGGGAAACAAGCUACAAGACGACGACGUUGAUGAUAAUGAUGAUGAAGAUGAGAAUGAUGAUGAUGACGACAAUGGUGUUGAGUCUGGGGAACCGGAUGACGUGGUUUUGGAGCAGGAAGAAAAUGACAUGGAUGAUGAGGAUUUCGAAGCACAACCGCAAAAAUCAGAGUUUGGGCGCAAUGAAUCCAAUGGCCAUGAUCAAAUAAACCCUGCUUUUGACAUCACCACUGCCAGUUUCGAAGAUAUCAUUUCACAGAUAAGUCAACGGGAUUCUGUAACGGCUGCGAAACUUCGGAAAAAUCUUGAUGGAUUUAUUUUCGAGUCUGAACUUUGA
This is a messenger RNA of Lachancea meyersii CBS 8951, 1959 nucleotides long. The record is from the annotation of a GenBank genome assembly. Lineage: Eukaryota; Fungi; Ascomycota; Saccharomycetes; Saccharomycetales; Saccharomycetaceae.